UUUGUAUAAAGGUACAAAGAGGAAGACACAAAGAGAGACAGAAAGAGAAUUGAUUUUUGGUCCUUUGAGAACUCUGUAGAUUGUAUGAUAGAUGAUUUCAACUGGGUUAUCUUCUGUUUUCUCUGGUUGCAGUGAUGCAGCUGGAAUUGCUGGGAAUAUAUUUGCUUUUGUGCUAUUUUUAUCACCCAUACCAACAUUUAGGAGAAUUAUCAGAAGCCAAUCAACAGAACAGUUCUCAGGAUUGCCUUAUGUAUAUGCCUUCUUGAACUGCUUGAUCUGCCUCUGGUAUGGCAUGCCCAUCGUAUCACCUGGUGUCAUAUUAGUUGCAACAGUCAAUUCAAUUGGGGCAAUUUUUCAAUUGAUCUACAUAAGUAUCUUCAUAUGUUAUGCUGAUAAAGCUAAAAAGCUAAAGAUGUCAGGACUACUGGUUGCAGUUCUUGCAGUAUUUGCAGUGAUAGUCUUUGUGAGCUUGAAUUUUUUUCACUCUCAUGAUCGGCAGACAUUUGUUGGAUAUCUAAGUGUUUUUUCUCUCAUUUCCAUGUUUGCUUCUCCUCUUUGUGUCAUCAAUUUGGUGAUGAAGACAAGGAGUGUUGAGUACAUGCCUUUCUAUCUCUCUCUUGCAACCUUCGCGAUGAGUCUCUCUUUCUUUGCAUAUGGAAUGUUGAAGUUUGAUCCUUUCAUUUAUGUCCCAAAUGGAAUUGGAACAAUUUUGGGGAUAUGUCAAUUGGUUUUGUACUCAUAUUAUAGCAGCGAAUAUGGCGAAGACUCGAGAGAACCCUUGAUAGCCCAAUAUGCCUGAGCACAUCCCUUGGCAAUAAUACAUGGAGUUUGAUUCUGAUCUAGUGAUUUCAAGUUGCAACAUUCCGACAGAUAUAUGCUGCUGCAUGAUCAGUAAAGUAGAUUAUUGUUAUUAAAUAAUCAAUGGAUUCUGAUAAUACUCGAUGCACUCUUAUUUGCAAGAGAGGAAGAAAAUAAGAGGAGUGAUAGCAAGACAGCAAAUUUUUCUUGGUUGUUCCAAAUGGGCGGGUUCUAUUGAUGACAACUACUCAUCUAUUACAGCAGUAACCCACUGUACUCUUUGAUAAUGCCAUGGCAAGCGUGUUAUUACACCAUCAUUUCCAAUUUCAUGCUGCUGCAGUACUGCUCACAUUGAUUGUUUUGUUUAUUUGUAAUUAGCAAUCCUAAUAGUCGUUAGUUGUUUUGUACUACAGAUUUGAAGUUUGAGAAUUUAUAAUGUUUGAUCCCA
This is a messenger RNA of Hevea brasiliensis (rubber tree), 1246 nucleotides long. RefSeq names its product bidirectional sugar transporter SWEET2a. Gene Ontology annotation, biological process: carbohydrate transport. Bases 92 to 799 code for a protein of 235 amino acids. The transcript is spliced from 7 exons. The record is from RefSeq and is a predicted model, not a curated record. Gene Ontology annotation, molecular function: sugar transmembrane transporter activity. NCBI's taxonomy places the organism in Eukaryota, Viridiplantae, Streptophyta, Magnoliopsida, Malpighiales, Euphorbiaceae. Gene Ontology annotation, cellular component: membrane.